UUUCACAGAAAGCGCGUUUUCUUAUGACUUUCCUGUGGGUCCCCCAUCUCUUCUCUUUUCCCUUUCCUUCACAUUUCUUCUUCAAGCAUCCCACUUUCUCCCACAAAUUGAAAAUUUUCCAAAAAUAUUUCAUGUACUACUGAUCAUUUCCCAUUAGUAAAUUUGGAAAACCCAAUAGCAGAAGCAUUUACACUUUUAUACAUGGCUGAAAAUGGCGAAGAAAAACUCAUAGCUGUUGCUCGUCAUAUUGCUAAAACUCUUGGUCAUACUGAUACUAUGACUGAUGAUAUUCUACAAAUUUUCUCUAGUUUCGAUAAUCGUCUCCGCGAAAAGCUCACUGAUGAUCAGCCCACUAGCUGUGCUUCACUUGAACGAACUCUUAAAUCCCUUCACCGUCAGAUCUCUCGUUACGUCUCCAUCGAACAUCCCAUAUGGUCCGAUUCAGCUGAUUCUGCCACUUUCCUUGAUUCCAUUGACGAAUUAAUAGCCACAAUUCGUGAGUGGAACCCUAUGGCUACUGACAAAUCCGUUUCUGCUUCUCUUGAUAAAGCUGAGGAUUUACUCCAACAAGCUAUGUUCCGUUUGGAGGAUGAGUUCAAAACCCUCAUGCAACGCGCUGCUGAGUCCUUGGAUCUCACGCGCUACCAGAACGGCGAACCGGCAGCGAAUCUUAACUACUCCUCUGAUUCCGAAGAAGCUGAAGAUGACAGUGAGAUUCCUGUAGCACAUCCGGUUACAGAUUACGACAUCCUUAUUGACGCUUUACCGGCGGGAACCGUCAGCGAUCUUCACGAGAUCGCAAGAAGGAUGGUGGCCGCCGGAUACGGGAAGGAGUGUUCGCACGCGUACAGCGCGUGUAGGAGAGAGUUUCUGGAGGAGAGUCUGAGUAGACUGGGCUUGCAGAAGCUGAGUAUUGAUGAAGUGCAGAAAAUGCAGUGGACUGAGCUGGAAGACGAGAUUGAGAAAUGGGUCAAAGCGGUCAACGUUGCACUCCGGAUUCUGUUCCCGAGUGAACGCCGUCUAUGCGAUCGCGUCUUUUUCGGAUUCAACUCUGUUUCUGAUCUGUCAUUCAUGGAAGUUUCUAGAGGUUCUACGAUUCAGCUUCUCAACUUUGCUGAUGCUGUUGCCAUCUCAAGUCGGGCACCGGAGAGACUUUUCAAGGUGUUGGAUGUUUAUGAGGCGCUUAGGGAUUUGAUGCCUGAAUUUGAAUUGUUGUUUAUGGAUCAAUACUGUGUAUUAUUGAGGAAUGAAGCUUUGACUAUAUGGAGAAGAUUAGGUGAGGCUAUUAGAGGGAUUUUUAUGGAGUUGGAGAAUUUGAUUCGCCGAGAUCCUGCCAAAACGCCUGUUCCAGGAGGCGGACUCCACCCGAUUACUCGAUACGUGAUGAAUUAUCUCCGUGCAGCUUGUCGAUCCCGGAUUUCUCUUGAACAGGUUUUUGAGGAAUCUGCUAGUGCUGUUGAUUAUAGAGGAGAAGUGGAUGAUAGAGCACUUUCAUCGUCUCCCUUGGCUGUUCAAAUGGCAUGGACAAUGGAGUUACUCGAGAGUAAUCUGGAAGCAAAAUCCAAGAUUUACAAGGACUCUGCUUUAAUGGCUGUUUUUAUGAUGAAUAAUGAAAGAUACAUUGUUCAGAAGGUUAAAGAUAGUGAGUUGGGAUUACUUCUAGGUGAUGAUUGGAUACGGAAGCACGCAUCCAAAGUUAAGCAGUAUCAUGUCAAUUAUCAACGAAGUUCAUGGAGUAAGGUUUUGGGAGCUCUGAAGAUUGAUAAUAAUGCUAUGUCGCCUACUGGAGCAUCAAGGUCUUUGAAAGAAAAGCUUAAGUUAUUCAAUUCCUACUUUGAGGAGAUAUGUAAAACACAAUCCACUUGGAUAAUCUUUGAUGAGCAACUGAAGGAGGAUUUGAGGAAUUCCGUAGCUGGGAUUUUGUCUCCAGCAUACCGCAACUUUGUUGGAAGGUUGCAGAGUAGUCACGAUGCUGGGAGGCACGCGGAGAGGCAUAUCAUGUUUAGUGUGGAGGAUGUUGAAGCUCGAAUUACUGAGUUGUUUCAGGGGAACAAUGGAUCAGGUGGUGGCAGGAAGUGAGUACAAAGUCUGUAAGCAAGUGAUUGCAUCUCUUGUACCAUACAUGUAUGCUAGUUUAGCUUUUAGAAGUUUUGUUGUAUGUUCAUGUAAUCCUGGUCAAUUAUGGCCUUUGUCAUGGCUCUGAAUCGUGCCUUCUAAUACUUGUAUGCAUUAAUGGAAACCAUAUGAAAGCUACUGGAAUGCAGUACCAUUAUCUUAGGCUUGAUUAAUUA
This is a messenger RNA of Nicotiana attenuata, 2291 nucleotides long. RefSeq names its product exocyst complex component EXO70B1. Gene Ontology annotation, molecular function: phosphatidylinositol-4,5-bisphosphate binding. The record is from RefSeq and is a predicted model, not a curated record. Gene Ontology annotation, cellular component: exocyst. The coding region runs from base 202 to 2079 and encodes 625 amino acids. The transcript has a single exon. NCBI's taxonomy places the organism in Eukaryota, Viridiplantae, Streptophyta, Magnoliopsida, Solanales, Solanaceae. Gene Ontology annotation, biological process: exocytosis.